AGCCGAAACUGUGUUGUCCGUUACGUUUUUGUAGUAAGUUCUAAAUUGCCUUUGUUGUUUAAAUAUUUGAAUGUACACAUGAUCUGACAGGUUUCAGUUGGCCCACUGCCAUGUUUUUAAUAAGAUUUAUUAGUUUUAAGGACUAGGUAAACACGAAGAUAAGAGAAUGGAGGAGACUUCAGCAAGUGUGGUAAACUACUGGGUGGCGGAAGGCACCCUUGAGGUCCUCCAGAUCUAUAAACUCCUGCAAUGUGUACGGGAGAAAAACAAACCACAGAUAAGUAAGAUGGUCGACGUGGGUGUAUCCAAUCUGCUAAAUCUGACCGAACCCAAACAAGGACUCGGUGCCUUGUACCAGGCCUCUCUGGACCGUGAUGAAGACUUGGUACGGUUCCUCCUGUCACUGGGAGCCCAUCCUGACAUACGGGACAAGAAGGGCCGCACACCACUGAUGCUGGCUGCACAGUUGGGCUACUUCAAUAUUGUGCAUCUUUUGAUCACAAAUCAUGCAAAUGUGAAUAUCACAGAUGAAGAGGGUAAAGGGGUGCUGUUCUACUGCGUCUCUCCAGCUAAAGAACAUGCUCUCUGCCUGCAGAUGGCGCUCAGCUGCAAUGCAAAUGUCAACAAUGUGUCUAACUCGGGGAAGCCACUGCUUGUGUUCGCCUGUGAGAAUGCAAAGGACUGUGAAGAUCUGUGCAUAAACAUUUUGGAGAAAGGAGCUGAUCCAAAUGCAGUAAAUCAGGUGACAGGAUGCUCUGCGCUCAUGGAGGCAUCUAAGGCUGGUGCUGUGAAACUUGUCAGAGCCAUUUUACAAAAAGGAGGGAAUCCUGACAUACUUGAUCAGGAAGGACGAUGUGCUGCCCACUUUGCCGCAGAAGGAGGUUUCCUUGAGGUUUUAAAGGUGCUGUCUGCAUACUCUGCUGACUUGGGUAUCAGCUCGACAAAGGGUAACACACCACUGCACUUCGCGGCUGCUGGCGGCUUUAAUGAUUGCUGUAGAUUCCUGGCCCAAAGAGGAUGUAAUCCUAAACUGAAGAAUCUGGAAGGUCAACUUCCAAGCCAAGUCGCCAAAAGCAAUGGCCACAAAGCUGCCCUGAAGGAGCUCAAGAAAGCAGAGAAAAUGCAUGUGAAGCUAUCUGCGCCCAAUGCUGUAAACCCCAAUGAACUCUGGGCUGUCACCCUUCAUGACUGGUCCUGUGAACAUGAGACAACCUUGCGCAAAGCCUUUGAAAUUGCUGAGGGACUCAACAAACCUGUUGAAAAUGUUUCUUUGGAGAAUUUUCUGUCUCAGCUUCAAGCGAAUCAAACUCCUGUAAGUAAUGAGAACCUACAAAGGAUCAUCAUGGAACAUGACAAAAACCGUGAAAGUGUCAUCAACUUAAAUUACUAUUUCAAAGGCCUCAAGUACCUCCAGAACGCCUUUAUCAUCUCAUCCUACGCUCCGAAGCAGGCUAAGAAGGAAAAGGGUGGCAAGGCAAAGAAGAGUGGCAAAUCUUCCUCAUCAUUGCCCAUAUGCAUAAUGCCACCUGAGCAAAUCUCAAUAAGAGAGGACAGUGGACUACCUUACCACAUGAUCGAGAUCUACCAGCCAUUCACUGACACCAACCGGUUCAACCCAGACCGGCCACCAAUUCACCCCAUUGAGAAUGAUUCGGCUUGGUAUAUCGAUGAAUCUGAAAAGACCUAUACCAACAUCCAUUACUGUGUGAAGACUGGAGAUCUAGAAUCUCUCAGCCUGGCGUUUACCCAACAAGUGCCUGUUGAUGUCAAGGAUCAGUUCUUUAAGACACCACUCAUGACAGCGUGUAGCUGUGGCAACUACCAAGUAGCUAAAUUCCUCAUUUUACUGAGGGCUGAUGUCAAUGCAGUUGACCAGUUUAACUGGACGCCCCUCCACCAUGCUUGCCAUGCAGGUCAUGUAGACAUUACCAUCAUGCUGGUGCAAUCUGGAGCCGUGGUGGAUGCAGUGGCAAUGAAUGGAGCAACUCCACUCAUGAGAGCUAUUGAAAGCUGUCGAUUCAGCUGUGUAGAGUAUCUCAUCAAAGCUGGAGCCAAUGUCAUGGCAAAAAACAAGAGAGACCAAAAUUGCUUGGACAUUGCUAUGAAUUAUGGUGAUGCAAGAAUCAUUAGUUUGCUCAUGGCCAAAUUCAGCAGAAAGGACAAAGAAAAACCAACUUUAAAAACAGCCUCUUCAGCACAAGAAAAGAUGCGUAUUCGGUCACCAGCACCAUUGGUUUCAGCAGCUGUGAAAAAAGACCUAAGAGACAAUAUCAUAGUUAAGAACCCAAAGUUCAAGAUUAGAAGUAGCACCAACAAGUCUGACAUCAGCUUUGUUCCCAAAACCCUUUGGGGAAAACAUCUCACCAACAGUCCACAACACACUGAGAAGUAGAAGGGAACACUGACAAAAAGACGACUCUCAAGGACUUCAAAGACUUUAACAUGAGCAUCCCAGAGCUGAAUGGGAUUAAACGACUGGGGAGGAAUAAAUUAAAUGUCUCUGUGCAAUACCUGCUUUGCAUUCAGAGCUACUGUCUGUCUUUCAUUUCUGACAAAUUAGUCUUUCCCAGACUUGUUAGUGUUUUGUCAUUUAAGAAA
Messenger RNA from Cyprinus carpio (common carp), 2598 nucleotides. RefSeq names its product ankyrin repeat and EF-hand domain containing 1b (gene ankef1b). NCBI's taxonomy places the organism in Eukaryota, Metazoa, Chordata, Actinopteri, Cypriniformes, Cyprinidae. Gene Ontology annotation, molecular function: protein binding. The record is from RefSeq and is a predicted model, not a curated record.